Molecule: messenger RNA, 2145 nt
Organism: Paramisgurnus dabryanus
Lineage: Eukaryota; Metazoa; Chordata; Actinopteri; Cypriniformes; Cobitidae
Product: protein VCF1
Source: RefSeq, a predicted model, not a curated record
AUGUACGUGAUUUUUUUUUCGAUAACAUUUAAUUUAAUACAAAAUAUAAUUACCAGAAUUGUGUAAAGUCAUUCUUUAGCAAGUAACUUUGUUUCUUUGCGUUUUCUUUUAUUAACUCUCUACCUUAACAAAAAGUCAGUGCUGUUUAAAUGAAAUACAAUUAAAAUUGAUUAUUUUGUUUAUUUAUUUUCAUUCCGAUUUUUUUUAAACAUACGUUUUACAACAGCAAAAAGUGGGACAAACGGUCAUUACGAGGGAGGAAAUCUUUGCAGGUUCCCUCAUAUUGCUGAAAGGGUAGACGGCGAUCUGCCCAUAUUUGGCUGUCAAAUGCACACCAUGUUGACAGAAAGCAGGAAGCGUGGGCGCAGCUGUGAAGGGGAGGAGACCCAGGCCUUACCCCAGGCAAAAAGAUCAGGAGGUUAUACCUUUCUACCUGAGCUUGGCCGUGAUGUCUGGGACUCUGAGUCUUCCAGCAGUGACAGCAGUGGCAUAAGCAGUCCAGAGCAGAUGAUCGGGGCCAGUUCCUCCAUUCAGACCACUGACCAAAGACGACUUCCUGUUUCCCAGGCUCCCUGCAGCCCUACCAUCCCCACCCAAACAGAAGAUCCAGCCACCUCCUUGAUCCAAAACGGCGUCUCGUACCACAACAUCAACCGCAUCCUGAGAGAGGCCCACUUUAAUAGCCUGCAAACUCGUGGUCAGCAGGGGCCGACGUGAUUGGGAGUGACCUGUGACAUGCAGUGGACCUGUGAGAGGGACAUUGGCACAAAUAGAUGCCCUCUAAAUACAUUUGUGUUCAGCACUUUUUUCAUGUUUCAUAGUGUUUAUGUGGGACUCUACUUGAUCGUGUUGACCAUGAACGUCACAUAGGUGCUUUAUAAAAGUAAUAUCUCAAGUUCAUACAAGAUUAUACGAGCUUUGUCCCAUUUAUUCUACUAACUAGACCGUCACACAUGGUGCUGUUCAGAAGAUCGGUCAUGUUUUGCACUCUUUGGCCAGUUAAAUAAUAAUCUUAAGGCCUUUGAAAGCCGAAGAAAUGAAACUAAACCCUGAAGAGUCGGUCAUUUUAGGAAGAUUACUAAUGCUGUUGGUGGGUGUUUACAGAGUAUCUGUAAUGUAACCAUGCUGGUUGGUUCUCGCUGGUAUUUUAGACCUUUCCAGGAAGUACGUGUGGCUUUAGAUUUCUUAAAUAACCAAAACUCAGGUCUAGAGGAUUGUCUACGUGCCAUGAAGUGGUGAUUUUGUAGCUAUAGUUUAGACUUUAAACAAGCAACUUAGUGCCAGAUUUUUAGAAAGCCCUUAUAGCCUGUCUUUACUUGAACCUUCAAUAUCACACCGGAGAGAGAGGCAUUUGGACUAUUGGGCCAAAAUUUCAUGCAUAUUAGACUUGGGUCUGUUUAUGUGUGUAAUGAAGCUCUUUGAAUCAUGAUUUGAGUUCUGAUGUUUCUAAAUGACAGCUACAGUGGAACUAAAAAAAUAUUUGGACUUGGCACAGUAAAUCAUUGCAUUAGAUUAAAUCAUUGCCUGAUGUUAUGAUAAAUAUACAAUUUAAAAUGAAAUAUGCUGGUUUAGUCAGUUCUGUGUAACAUGAGGACGUGUCUUCUAUGGGCGCAACAUAAAAAUGACCUAAAAUUAGCCUGCACCCGACUAAGCUCUCUAUAGCGCUCUUGACUCCAAAGUCCUAAGAAAUACUUGAUCAUUACACAUUUGUACAAACCAUUUUGCCGUUUAUGCAUUGUUUGACCAACAUAUACAAUGAAUUAUAUAAUUUCAAAAUGCUUAUAACAAACAAGCAAGCAUUGGGUCUCAUUCACUAAGCAUGCAUAAGAAGAAAUUUCCUUGGUGAAUUAGACCCAUUGGUCUUACUAAAAUAAAAUGCAGAUAUAUUUAGUCUGGAAUCCUUAACUGAGUUUCACAUAGGCAAGACAGGUUAGUCACAUCUGAGCCACAUGUCAGUGCACAAUACUGUUCAAUCCAGGCACUGUGUGAAGUCUAUUAGCUUUAGAUGAUGGGAAUCAUCCGAGCGGUCAACAUUCUGUUUUGUAUGUAAUAUAUAGCUAGCAUAUAUACAAUAUUUGAAAUCAUUGUUAUUUUAUGAAACAUUGCUUUAAUGUAAAUGAAAAUAAAGAGUUUUCUUAAUAUAUG